AUGGACGACGACGACCCCAUCGUAUCCGUGAUCCCUAUUCAGCUCUCGACGACUUUUGAUCCAAGGCUUCAGCUUCAUCAGUAUCCACUUUCGUCCCGACCACUCGCCCCGCCGCCAUCAGCCAAACGGGCAGGCAAGGCGAUCACGGCCCGGAUCAAGCCCCUGAGUGACAGAUUGGAAGUACACGUGCCUUUUGAUACACGCGAAGAGGUCUGGAAUCAGCGUCGCGGGCUGGAAUACGGCGAUGCCAGGUACGAAGAGGAUGGAAGAAAACCGCAUGCAGGACGCGAAGAACAUCGUCUGGACGAACUGAGGCUCCGAAGCGAACAGGUUCCCCACAGAGGGACGUACAUGGUCGGGCUGUUGCGCGGCAAUCGUCUAUACCUCCAUCCCGUCGCGGCCACCCACAAACUGCGCCCACAUCUUGGCUACAUCGACGUGCUGUCUCAGAAGGCCCGUCGCAGGCCUGCUGGCGAGGAGGAUGACGAUGAGAACGACGCUGAGCAUGAAGGAGAAGAAAGGGAAGAGAAGAAGAGCAAGAAGGAGGCGAGGGAGGUGCACCUAAUCGCCCGAAAAACGGAUGGCACCCUUUCCGCGAGUGGAAUCAGCGACAUGCGCAGGGAGAUGCUCAGGACCCUGGCCGCAGAGGAGGCGGAGGCUUGGGUUCCUAUCAGGUACUCUGACGAGGUACUGUAA
This is a messenger RNA of Serendipita indica DSM 11827, 696 nucleotides long. The record is from the annotation of a GenBank genome assembly. NCBI's taxonomy places the organism in Eukaryota, Fungi, Basidiomycota, Agaricomycetes, Sebacinales, Serendipitaceae.